Messenger RNA from Triticum turgidum subsp. durum (durum wheat), 1197 nucleotides. NCBI's taxonomy places the organism in Eukaryota, Viridiplantae, Streptophyta, Magnoliopsida, Poales, Poaceae. The record is from the annotation of a GenBank genome assembly.
AUGGAGAGGGGGCCGGCGGGGACGAUGGGGCCGCUGAGUGACGUGCCGGCGAUGCUCGACGGCGACCGGUACGAGCUGGUCCGCAGCAUCGGGUCCGGCAACUUCGGCGUCGCCCGCCUCAUGCGCAACCGCGCCUCCGGCGAGCUCGUCGCCGUCAAGUACAUCGACCGCGGCGAGAAGAUCGAUGAGAACGUGCAGAGGGAGAUCAUCAACCACAGGUCGCUGCGGCACCCCAACAUCAUCCGCUUCAAGGAGGUGAGUAUACGAUCGGCGAUACAAUCGCCUUCGCUUGCAGUAUCGAUUCUUCGAUGGUUAUGUGGACUGUGGUGGAAUGAUGCAAUGAACAAACUCUGUCUUCAGGUUAUUCUGACGCCGACGCAUCUCGCCAUCGUCAUGGAGUACGCCUCCGGCGGGGAGCUCUUCGAGCGCAUCUGCACCGCCGGUCGAUUCAGCGUCGACGAGGCUCGGUUCUUUUUCCAGCAGCUGAUAUCUGGAGUCAGCUACUGCCACUCCAUGCAAGUAUGCCAUCGUGACUUAAAGCUCGAGAACACUCUGCUGGAUGGAAGCACCACUCCUCGCCUCAAGAUAUGCGACUUUGGUUAUUCGAAGUCAUCGGUUCUUCACUCUCAACCAAAGUCAACUGUUGGAACUCCGGCAUAUAUUGCCCCUGAAGUUCUGCUCAAGAAAGAAUAUGAUGGCAAGAUUGCCGAUGUGUGGUCAUGUGGGGUAACCCUUUACGUGAUGUUGGUCGGUGCCUACCCUUUCGAGGAUCCGGAAAAUCCCAAGAAUUUCAAAAUGACAAUUCAGAAAAUAUUAGGUGUUCAGUACUCGAUUCCGGACUAUAUUCACAUACCUAUGGACUGCCGAAACCUUCUCUCAAGGAUCUUUGUUGCCAACCCAGCUACGAGGAUCACCAUACCUGAGAUAAAGAACCACCCAUGGUUCCUCAAGAACCUCCCAGCUGACCUCAUGGACGGUCCCACAGCGAGCAACCAGUAUGAGGAGCCUGACCAGCCGAUGCAGAACAUGAACGAGAUCAUGCAGAUAAUGGCAGAGGCGACCAUACCGGCGGCCGGCGCCCUCGGAAUCAAUAAGUUCCUGCCUGACGGCCUUGACCUCGACGACGACAUGGAUGAUCUGGACUCGGACCUCGAUAUCGACAUGGACAGCAGUGGGGAGAUAGUAUACGCUAUGUAG